UGUACAUCUGCCGCGUAAAUGUUAACACCAUUCAUUAUGUGACAUAUUUCAAUGAUAAAUCUUAGGAGGCUUUUUUUGUUUGUUGUUUUAAGCGGAAGCUCUCAGUGUUCCCUUGCAGAGAAGCCGCAGCAGUAUUUUACGGAAUAAUUUGUUGCGUGACAGCUAGGGCUCGACGCCAGUUUUGCUCUGAUAUACUCAUUUUUUGUGCUCAAUUUUAAACUAACGCGGUAUUUGCCAUGUCGGCAAGCGAAUGUAAGGGAAGGAGACGCGACGAAGGAAGAAGGUGAGGUGUGGCUCAUACAAAAAGACCUGUAAGCACUCGGAAGGAUAGUCUCUGUAACAACAGCCUCAUAGGGGCAUUCCAGUGAGUAAGUUUGGAUGACCGCCAUGGCUUUUUCGUGGUCUGGUGACCCCUGAUGACUUUGGCAUCAGCGCUGUCCCUAAACCAUUUCUUCCACCAACCCCCUGAGAAAAGACAUUAAAUCACACCGUGCAUAAGCUGCAGUGGGGUGGAUUUCCAAAUGCCUACCUCACGCCUAAAGAACAAGUCACCACAACCACAACCCUGAUCAGCAGCCACCAUGACAUCAAGCAUAGGGGAUGAUUGUAGCAUCUUUGAUGGGUUGAUGGAAGAAGAUGAAAAGGACAAAGCAAAACGAGUGUCCCGAAACAAGUCAGAAAAGAAGCGGCGAGACCAGUUCAAUGUCCUCAUCAAGGAACUUGGCACCAUGUUGCCAGGCAACACCAGGAAGAUGGACAAGUCCACUAUCCUGCAGAAAAGUAUCGACUUCCUGUGUAAACACAAAGAAAUUGCUGCCCAGUCUGAGUCCAGUGAGAUCAGGCAGGACUGGAAGCCUCCGUUUCUCAGCAAUGAGGAGUUCACACAGCUGAUGUUGGAGGCUUUGGAUGGCUUCUUCAUAGCAAUAAUGACUGAUGGGAACAUCCUCUAUGUGUCAGAGAGUGUCACCUCAUUACUGGAACAUCUUCCUGCGGACCUGGUGGACCAGAACCUGUUAAAUUUCCUGCCAGUUGGUGAACACUCAGAAGUAUACAAAGCCCUGUCCACACACCCCAACGACCUUGAGAGCCUUACUUCGGAUUAUUUAAAGAGUAAGAACUACAUGGAAUUCUGUUGUCAUAUGCUUCGAGGGUCCAUUGACCCAAAAGAAUCUCCUGUCUAUGAAUAUGUGAGCUUCAUUGGGAACUUCAAGUCACUCAAUAACGUUCCUAAUGUGACGAGGAAUGGUCUGGCAGGGGUCUUACAGCGCUCUCUGCAGCCUGCCUUUGACGACCAAGUGUGCUUUGUGGCAACUGUACGGCUCACUAAACCUCAGUUUAUCAAGGAAAUGUGUACAGUAGAAGAGCCCAACGAAGAAUUCACAUCUAGACACAGUCUUGAAUGGAAGUUCCUCUUUCUCGAUCACAGAGCUCCACCCAUUAUAGGCUACCUGCCAUUUGAGGUUCUGGGUACUUCUGGGUAUGACUAUUACCAUGUAGAUGACCUGGAGACUCUAGCCAAGUGCCAUGAACACUUGAUGCAGUAUGGUAAAGGGAAGUCUUGUUACUACCGUUUCCUGACUAAAGGUCAACAGUGGAUUUGGCUGCAGACACACUACUACAUCACCUAUCACCAGUGGAACUCCCGCCCUGAGUUUAUUGUCUGCACACACACAGUAGUCAGCUAUGCAGAAGUGAGGGCAGAACAGCGAAGGGAGCUGGGCAUUGAAGAAUCCAACCCAGAGGUCACUCUGGAUAAGAGCCAGGACUCUGGUUCAGAGCUGAACACAUCCAGUCUCAAGGAGGCAUUGGAGAGGUUUGACCACAGCCGGACACCCUCAACCUCUUCACGAAGUUCACGCAAGUCUUCAUCACACGUAUCCGACAACACCUGCACUUCCUCUAAGCUACAUAUGGACACGGCCACACCUCCACGACAAUCUCUGGCCUCAACGAUGGAGGUGACGUCACAGCGCCGCUCAUCCAUCAGCAGCCAGUCCAUGAGCUCUCAGACUACCAGCCAGAGUGUCACUCCUGCUAUGAUCACUCAGCAGCAGCAGCAGCAGCAGCAACAACAACAACAACAACAACAGCAACAACAGCAGCAGCAACAACAACAGCAGCAGCAGCAGCAACAACAACAGCAGCAACAGCAACAACUGCAGACAAAUGUACAGCCGGUGAUGGAGUUCUCAGCGCAGGUGAAUGCUAUGCAACACCUAAAGGAGCAGCUGGAGCAAAGGACAAGAAUGAUACAGGCCAACAUCCAGCGGCAGCAGGAGGAGUUAAGAAACAUUCAGGAGCAGCUGCAGAGAGUCCAGGGGCAGGGAAUACAGAUGUUGUUGCAGCAGCAGGGUGGCGGGAUGAACGUGCAGCUUCCCCAAGUGGCGCCGGUCCAGCAGACGACUGCUCUGAGCGGUCAAGUCCAGCAAACGGUGAUCAACCCCGUCCAUUCGGGAACGCAGCAGCUCACCAUCCAGCAGCAGGCAACUCCCACUCAACAGAGCCUUCAGCAGCAGGCCCAACGGCAGCCUCAGCAGCCCCCCCAGGCACAGCCGCAGACCCAGAACUCUGUGCCUGCUCCGCUGUACAACACCAUGAUGAUAUCUCAGCCGGGGCAGCCCAAUGUGCUGCAGAUCAGCACCAGCCUGCCGCAGAACAACACGCCUCAAGGCACCACCGUGGCCACUUUCACACAGGACCGACAGAUCCGGUUUCCAGCAGGGCAGCAGUUAGUGACCAAGCUUGUAACGGCUCCAAUGGCUUGUGGUGCUGUCAUGGUGCCCACCUCUAUGUUCAUGGGCCAGGUGGUUACCGCAUACAACCCUUUUGGUGGGCAGCAGCAGGGAGGACAAACCCAGACUCUAACUCUUCAACCAGCACAACCUUCUCAAGGGCAGCCGGAUGCCCCCAACCAGACAGCUGUAGUGGCGCAAAGUGGACAGCAGGGACAACAGCAGCAACAACAGCAAUUCCUCCAGGGCACUCGUCUUCUCCAUAGUAAUCAGUCCACCCAGUUGAUUCUGCAGGCAGCUUUCCCACUUCAGCAGCAGGGCACUUUCACCCAGGCAACACACCAACAACAACAGCAACAACAACCACAACAACAACAAAGGCAGCAGCAGCAACAGCAACAACAGCAGCAGCAGCAACAGUCUCACCAUCAGAGGCAUCAGCAGCUCAAACCUCAGCCUCAGAAACAGCAGAAAGCGCCAUCAUCACACAGGACUGACAGUGUCAGCAGUCAACCACAGUAAGGAGAAAGUCUGGAGGGAAACACACUUGGUUGGGAAAGAGGAAAAAAAAACAGGAAAUAAAAGUCUAAGGGACUGCCUCAUACAUUUGUUUUGCUUGUGUGGCUCAAGCCUUUCCUGUCAAAGAUUUUUGGUCUGCCUUUCUCUUGCUUCAAGGCGUGAUCACGUGAGCACGGUAAGCCUGUGAGUCCACUAGGAACUCAUCAGUGAUUUUCAUCAGGCAUAGAGGGACGAAUUACCCCCAUCCCCUAACCUCCUUCCCCGUGUUUUCCCUUGGGGGGAAGGGCUGGCGUUUCUGCGGAAGAUGACCUUAUUGCCACAUUCUCUUGGAGAUGUGUUAAAGUGGACUGACCUUGUACAAAUUUCCUGUAUGAUAUUAAGAAAACCAUGUGUAAAUACCCAAUAUAGCCUAAUGGGAAACAGAAAUGUAGUAUUUUAUAUGAUUGCAUGGAAAGAAUAACUGUAAGCUUUUAUUAGUCGCUUUUGAAAAAAAAAAAACAUUUUUACUUUGUUCAAAGUAUUUCCUGGUGUGAUAUUGAAGCCCCACCCCCAGCUCCUCCCUUUUCUCACGUAAGGCCAGAAUUGGGUUUUUAAAAAAUCUGUUUGGGGGGGAUAAAACAAGAUGUGAGGGCUGAUUUGUUGUUGUUUUUUUUGGAACUCAAGUGUUUUUAAGCACUACACCAUUUUUUUCAGAACUUAUUGACGCAAAACGUUUGACUACAGUCCAACUGAAAUGUUCACAGAAUGAUCUCUGCAAGUACAAGAGGUUUCAGCGAUUCCAAGUGCCAAUUAUGUAGUUCAUUUUGUUUGAAUAUCCAUCAGAAACCUCUAAGGCAUGCAUACAUAAAUCUAUAUUUUCCAACAAAGCCCUAACAAUGCUCAUGCACGUGUGUGUGUGCGUGUGUGUGUGUACAGUAUAUAGAAGGGAUUAUUUUCUAACAGUCAGAGAGAGCCCUAUACGUAACAAACAGUAUAUCCUCAUGAAACUUUAGCACUUGAUGUGGUUGUGUACAGUAAAUCACUGUCAAGACCUAGUUGUUAGUUGUUUAACUGUGUGUGAGUGCGUGUGUAUGUGUGUUUUGAAAAAUUCUAUCUUGUGUGCCUGUGUAAUGUGAGUGUCUGUGGGCCCCGUGUGUCUUACAGUAAUCGACUUAGUAAAGGUUCGGAGUUGCUAGAUGGUACUUCUACUCUCAGGAAUGUGGAAUUAUUUCAAAAUUUUGUUUCUGCCUCAGUCUGGAACCAGACCAGGAAGGGUUAAACGAUGAUGCUGCCAAGACCUAGAGCAUGGCUUUUAAAGUAUGAGGUAGUGCCAGAAGACCAGCUUGAGAAAAAUAAAGAAAAUACAUUUUUCCAAACUUGUUAAACUAACUUCAAGUUUAAUUUUUUAUUUCCAUAUGGAUUGAGACAAAAAAAAUCACAAAAUGUUCAUCACACUUUGUAAAACCACUGACCUAAAGGCAAGAUGAAUACAAAGAAAGUCAACAAAAGUAAAACAGGAAUGUGGCAUAAAGGCUUCUUCAGUAUGAAGCAUUCUUUGUCUGCUACUUAGUCUUUUGCAUCAUCAGUUUAACCCUUCUCCUCGUUGGGCCUCAUAAAAAUUCUCAUGCAGUUCACUUCAGAUGUCUCUCAGUUCUCAAACAGCAGUCUAAAGCAGGACCAGGUCCACAUGGACUUCCUCACUACAUUUUUAAGCCAUAUCAAAACGCAAAAGCCUCGGUUUGGAGUGUUAACGGUUGGUAAAGGAGUGAUUCUUUUAGAAUGUGUUAUGUCUCCUAGUGUGUGUGUAUGUGUGUGACUAUUGUAUCUCUUCCUGAUUCUUGUAUCUCUUAGGGGGUGUCAGUAUUGGUUGCCCCCACUGAUAGCCAAUCAGUUCUUGCGUUGCAGUAUGAAGAAAAUUGUAAUAUUCAAGAAACUUUCCUUGCCAGUUGGGCUCAGUGUUCUGGAAGCCCCAGUGUGGGACUGCUCCACUUGAAUACGUGUGUGUGUGUGUGUGUGUUUGUGUGUGUGUUUCUGCAUGCAUGCACGUGUGUAUGAUAAACAUGUCACUGUAACCACAUUAUUUUCUUAUGGAGAGUAUGUAUGAGUGAGAAGAAUGGAUGUUUGUUGGCAAGGCAGCACACAGGUCCCCAAACACCUACCAACCUCACAGAGGUGUUUUAAAAUGACUGACAGCUCAUCACAGUAACACUUCUCUCUCGAAAAAAAGUUUAUUGCAACUCUGAUCAGCCAUCACAAAGCUGGCAUCUACUGUGUGUAUGACAUGAUCCUUUGCUUAGUAUGCGUCACUGAUAAGCCAGCCCAAAGAAUGUACAGUAUAGGUGUGUGUUCUGUUUUCUUUUUUGUUUUUUUUGUUUUUUAAAAAAAGACUAAUGGAUGUUGUUUAUGUGAAAGAAGGAAAACAAGGGGAGACAAAGAACUUUGCAAAAAAAAACAAACCUAGAAUAUAAUAAUCCUAUGAACAGGUUGUAAAAGAAGCUCUUGAGUAUUAUGAUACUUAUUUCCCAAAAUCAGAUUUUUUAUUUUUAAGUCGAGAUGUAUAUUUGAAAUCACUGACAAGACAGCGAGUGCCCCCACCCUCCUCACAGAUGACAAAAAAGUUAGUGUACACAAAAGACAACCGUAUUCAGUGCAAAACGGUGCUAUUCUUUUCUGUACUUUAUGUAUGUAUAUCUCCUCUGCUCUUGAACUGUGCUCCUUUUAACUACCCCAAAGUCAAAUGUAAUAUUAAUAAUCAAUAUUUUGAAGCAAAAAAAAUGCUAUUAUUAUAACCACCCCACCCCUCUCUCCCUGUUCUCUUGGUCAAUUUGAAAAAUAAACACAGCUGCAAAUAUAUGUGACAA
This is a messenger RNA of Doryrhamphus excisus (bluestripe pipefish), 6091 nucleotides long. The record is from RefSeq and is a predicted model, not a curated record. NCBI's taxonomy places the organism in Eukaryota, Metazoa, Chordata, Actinopteri, Syngnathiformes, Syngnathidae.